CUCAGAGUUUUAGACAGUUUGUUGUCAUGUAAUCAUGUGUAAAUCUGACAUUUGAUUUGAGUUUUGUGGUUACUUCAAUAAUAUUAUUAAUUGUUAUGGGUACAUAUUUGAAAAUUUAUUUACUAGAUCAACUGAAUUAUGAAAAAUGGCAAUAAAUAAAAUAUAAUAUACUGGUAUUCAUGAAACUUUAAUAUGUUUUCUUUAAUUCAUGGUUUCUAUAAAUAUAUGGUGAAGAAAGAUGAGUACUGUGUACUUAUUUUGGGUCUGGACAAUGCAGGAAAAACUACGUACCUAGAAGCAGCAAAAAUGAAACUUACUAAAAAUUAUUCUGCUAUUAAUCCACUUAAAAUUACUACAACUGUUGGACUCAAUAUUGGUAGAAUCGAAGUUAAUGGUAUCAGUCUGAAUUUUUGGGACCUUGGAGGACAAGCUGAACUUCAGUCACUCUGGGAUAAGUAUUAUGCAGAAUCCCAUGCUAUAAUUUAUAUAGUUGAUUCCUCAGACAGAGAGAGAAUAGAUGAAUCAAAAGAAACCUUUGACAAAGUCAUAGCUAGUGAGAAUUUAAAAGGAGUUCCAUUACUUGUGUUGGCAAAUAAACAAGACAUUCCAGAAUGUAUGGGAGUUAGGGAAGUCAAACCAAUUUUCAAUAAAAAUGCUCAACUCAUUGGAAAAAGAGAUUGUAUGGUUAUGCCUAUUUCAGCUCUCACAGGGGACGGUGUUGAUGAAGGCAUAAGAUGGCUCGUAGACUGCAUUAAACGAAAUAGUUUUUUAAGGCCUCCAAGAAAUCAAGAGGAAACUUAAGUUGAAAGUGUUAUGAGAUCAUUUUUACGUAUAUUAUGGAGACUUUGUAAAUAUUUAUUUAAAUCUUCGUUCUCAACUUGUUAAAUAAUUUUUUUUAUACUAAAAACAAUGAAAAAUAUUUUCAUAAAUGCUAAAGUAUUAAUUAUUCUGAAUAGGAUAUUUGAUAAAAAUAACAAAAAUAUGCCAAAUCUUAAUAGAUUAGUGAAUUUUUGAUUUUCAACAUAUUUAUGUAUAUACAAUUUGUAGCUUAAUUUGUUGAAAUAAAUUAGUAAUUUUUU
This is a messenger RNA of Harmonia axyridis, 1079 nucleotides long. RefSeq names its product ADP-ribosylation factor-related protein 1 (gene Arfrp1). The coding region runs from base 193 to 801 and encodes 202 amino acids. Gene Ontology annotation, molecular function: GTPase activity; GTP binding. Gene Ontology annotation, cellular component: Golgi apparatus. Lineage: Eukaryota; Metazoa; Arthropoda; Insecta; Coleoptera; Coccinellidae. The record is from RefSeq and is a predicted model, not a curated record. Gene Ontology annotation, biological process: Golgi to plasma membrane protein transport; intracellular protein transport; protein localization to organelle. The transcript has 5 exons.